Ostreococcus lucimarinus CCE9901 is the source of this 930-nucleotide messenger RNA. RefSeq lists its product with no specific name. NCBI's taxonomy places the organism in Eukaryota, Viridiplantae, Chlorophyta, Mamiellophyceae, Mamiellales, Bathycoccaceae. The record is from RefSeq and is a predicted model, not a curated record. The coding region runs from base 1 to 930 and encodes 309 amino acids. The transcript has a single exon.
AUGACGCGGGCGUUCGCGCGUCGCCCGUCGGCCGCGACGCCGCGGGCCGUCCGGGCGCCGCGCGGACGCGCGCGCGCGAUCGUUCGCGCCGACGGCGCCGCGCGCGCGUCCGAGGCGCAGCGCGUGCUGAUCACGGGGAGCACGCGAGGCUUGGGAUACGAGUUGGCGAAGAGCUUUCUCAAGCGCGGGGACGCGGUGUUCGUGACGUCGCGGGACGACGAUAAAGUGCGCGAGGUGGUCGAGGGACUUCGUCGAGAGUAUGGUGACGCGCGCGUCGCGGGCGUGGCGGCGGACGUGCGCAGAGCGGAGAGCGUCGAGGCGAUGGCGGCGGCGUGCUGCGAAGCCUUCGGCGGCGUGGACGUGUGGGUGAAUAACGCCGCGAGUAACGGGUACUCGUACGAUAAUUUGGAAGACGCGACGCCGGAGGUGCUGGAAGAAAUUAUUUUGACCAACUCGCUCGGGUCGUUGUUGUGCACGAGGCAGGCGAUAAAGACGAUGAAGGCGACGACGGGACGCGGGCACGUGUUCAACAUGGAGGGCGCGGGGAGCGACGGCGCGGCGACGCGUAAGUUUGCAGCGUAUGGGCACACCAAGGCUGGGAUGUCGCAGCUGGCGAAAACGAUGGCGGUGGAGCUCAAGGAUGUGCCCAUCGGCGUGCACACGAUUAGCCCCGGAAUGGUUUUCACCGAAUUGAUUUCGAGUGGGCGCGACGCGUUUGGCAGUCAAGGAAGAAUGUUUGUCAACGCGCUCGCCGAGCCGGCCGAGGUAGCGGCGGAGCAGAUCGUGGAUAAACUGAAAGUGGCGACGGUUUCUCCAGAUUCGGUGAAUAAGACGAUCGCGAUCAAGAUUUUAACGCCGGAUGUGGCGUUGCGCAAAAUGUUUGGUCGAUUCGUACUCGGCGAAAAUCGCGAUCGGUUUCAGAAGGAGUGA